Messenger RNA from Adineta steineri, 990 nucleotides. The record is from the annotation of a GenBank genome assembly. Lineage: Eukaryota; Metazoa; Rotifera; Eurotatoria; Adinetida; Adinetidae.
AUGGGUAGUUCACAUAGUGGAGUACGAAUUAUUGAAAAUCCGGAUGAACUCUACGAAUAUAAUAAGAAUGUUCGACCACCCCAUAAACCAGUACCGAUAAUAUCUCAUCCAGCUAAAUUACAUGAAGAAGCAAAAACAACAAAAGAUAUUCCAUUAGACUUAUCAUCUUCAUUGGGCCUCGAUUAUCCAGCAAGUUGUCCAAAUCUUCUUUGUGGUUACAUUCAUAUUAAUUCAAAUGAAUCAUUUAAACAAGAUUGUGUUCUAUCAUGUACUUCUCUUUGUUUAUAUGUAAUUCGUGGUCAUGGUAAAACAAAACUAUUCGAUGAAGGUGAAGUUAAUUGGUCAAAAGGUGAUCUUCUUGUUGUUCCAUAUCAAUUACAAUCAUUGGAACAUUUUGCAAAUGAAGAUUCAGUAUUUUAUUAUGUACAUGAUGGACCAUUAGUUAAAUAUUUACGAGUAGUACCAUCAGAAAAAGCUUUUUCAACAACAGUUUUUCGAGAAAAAGUUUUAAAAGAUAAAGUUGAAAGUAUUCGAGAAAAACCCGAUAGUGAACAUGCAAAUCGAUUAGGAACAUUAAUAGGAAAUCCAAGUACAAGUGAAACAAAAACAUUAACACAUACAUUAUGGGCUUUAUUAAAUGUAUUACCAGCUAAUUCAAUGCAAAAACCUCAUCGACAUAAUGCCGUAGCAUUAGAUUUAGUAACAUAUGCUCCAAAAGGAAAAUGUUAUACAUUAAUUGGAGAUGACUUAGAUGAAGAUGGUAAAAUUAAAUCACCAAAACGUUUAGAUUGGGAAACAGGUGCAUCAUUUACAACUCCACUUGGUAUGUGGCAUUCACAUCAUAAUGAAUCGGAAGAAGAAGAUGCUUGGAUUUUACCAGUUCAAGAUGCUGGUCUUUCACUUCAUCAAGGUUUAUAUGAUAUUCGAUUUGCAGAUGAAGAAUGGAAAUAUAUAAAAGAUAAACACGCAAUUAAAAGUAUCAUUUAUUGA